Messenger RNA from Striga hermonthica, 255 nucleotides. NCBI's taxonomy places the organism in Eukaryota, Viridiplantae, Streptophyta, Magnoliopsida, Lamiales, Orobanchaceae. The record is from the annotation of a GenBank genome assembly.
AUGUUCGAUUGGAAUCAAACGGCCCAGAUUAGGAAAUUGCGGUCCAACUUUCUGGCGAGGCCCAGCUCGAAGCUCUAUAAAAACGUGGUGCUUCGCCGGAAGCCAGUGGCCGGAAUAUGCUCCCGGUGCCGGCACGGGGCCACGGUGGCCGACAUGCAGACGCUGACGAGGUUUUGUUACAUACCAUUUUAUUGGAAGUCGUGGAAAGCCGUCACUUGUUGCUGUUGUGGGACUAUUCUUAAAUCUUACCGCUGA